GUAUCUGAUUUAUUAUGUGUGAUUUAAAAUUAAUAAACCCAUUUACUAAGACAAGGUUUUGUUUUUAUUACAGAUGAAUAUGAAGAAGCUUUAAAGAUUGCAGUAAAGCAGGGAGGAAUCCUUCAGAUGAUUGUGUAUGACAAGAAUCAACUGUCUCAGACUGCCCGGUCCAUUAGGACAUCAGAGCCAGGCAGUGCAGUCUGGGCUGUCAAAAGAUCCCUGCAACAGUGUACCCUGGUACCUAGGUCAGCAGAACCAGAAAGGCAAAAUGAAGAAACCUCCACAGCGAUAAUGGAGCAGAGCAGUGCAACAUCGGAUGUUGUACCCACUCAGUUUCCUCCAGAUUGGUUCAUCAGAUACAUGGACAGAUUUAAGGAGCAAAUCAUACAUGAAACAGUAGUAAAAGUAACAGAAGUAAUGAAGGACAGGCUGUCGCAGAGUCCGGAUUGGAUGUUGGACAGCAAUUCCUCUUCAGCACCAGAACAGACAAAUUCUCUGAGAUCUCUGUAUGACUGGCUUUUGGCCUGCAGUAAUUGCAAAAAGAGGAUACUGGGCAUACGUUACCAGUGUAGCACUUGCCCAUCAUUCAGCAUCUGUGAAUCAUGUGAGGCUGGUGGAUGUGAUCAUGAACCCAACCACUUGUUUUUGAAAAUGAGGAGACCAUUGGAACCUAGUGCAGAAGACCCACAUCCAUCUCUUACCUUCUCCAUGGUUCACGUCAGAUUACAGAAACAAAUGAACAAGACAUUCAUGAAAGCAGAAAAGCAACGUCUGCGAGCAGAAAAAAGACAACGUAAAGCAGAAAUGAAGGAGUUGGAGAAGCAACUAAAACUCCAUCGUAGGUUUCAUCGUUGGCAUUCCUUAGAAUCCUCAAACUCACCAGCAGAGAACUCACCAAGUAGUCCUCUUGUAAUUCCCAUGGAGCCUUGCACCCAAUUCAUCCCUACACUUAGUGCUGUGUUUGUGGAUGAGAAUUUACCUGAUGGGACUCAUCUACAGCCUGGAACCAGGUUCAUCAAACACUGGAGGAUGAGGAACACAGGGAAUGUGAAAUGGAACAUGGAUACAAAGUUGAAGUUCAUGUGGGGAAAUCUGACAUUAGCAUCUUCAUCCCGAAAAGAUGCUCCUGUACCAUCUCUGCUGCCUGGUCAAGUGGGUGUUCUGUCAGUGGAAUUUGUUGCUCCAGCACUGGAGGGAACCUACACCUCACACUGGAGGCUUGCACAUAAGAGUGAGCAGUUUGGACCUCGGAUCUGGUGUAGCAUUACAGUGGAUUCACUUCCUUGUACUGACAACCUUGAUGAUCUGGAGAAAGAGAUGUCUUCCAUCAAGAUCAGUAGCCAGAAAGACCAGGAAGAGGAGGAAUAUAGUGCUCCCCAGAUCACUGGAUGUCCAGUUAAGGAGUCAGUAACUACAACUUCAAGUCACUUGAGGAGCACAAACAGUGAUAGAGAAAUGUACAUUCCUUCUGUGGAUCUUCUCACUGCUCAGGAUUUGCUGUCAUUUGAAUUGCUGGAUAUUAAUAUUGUCCAAGAACUGGAGCGUGUUCCCCACAAUACACCUGUAGUCUGUUUCUUUUUAGAUAUGACACCCUGUAUGUCUCCUCUGCCACAUGAUGGACCUUUAAUUGAAAAGCCAGGAUUGGGGCAAAUAAAAGAGGAGAGUGAUGGUGCUGUGAAAAAGUCCAAGGAAGCUGUGGAGGGUAUCACCACUCAGGAAGAGACAGAAGAGGACAUCAGUGGGACUCAGUUUGUAUGUGAAACAGUGAUGAGGAGUUUGACUCUCGAUGCGGCUCCAGACUACAAUCCACCACAAAAGAAGAGUUCCCCCCAUGGUUCCCAUCAGUCAUCACCACAGUCAAGUUUCUACUAUAGUAAGAAGUCUGAUCAUGAUAUCACUCAGAAUUCCUUCUCUGUGGUUUGUAGACCAGUUUCAGAGCAGUCCACAGUCAGAGAUACACAAAAUCUGGAACAGAAAACUGAUACAGCAAUGACUGACAUCCAAGCAGAUGAUCUAUAUGAGGUGGAACAACCAAUCCGAGAAGAGAAUCAGAGAGAUGAAGUAGAAAGCCAGGCUUCCAGUGACUCUGCUGAAGAUUACAUCAUCAUUCUGCCUGAGUGCUUUGACACCAGCAAGCCUCUUGGCGAGUCCAUGUACUGCUCAGCCCUCUCUGAGUCCCAAAGUGACAAGGAGAAAGAUGCAGAGGUCACAGUGGAUGAAGAGACUUGUGAAGAUAGUGUCCCUGUCCAGACUCACACUAUCAAUGACAUUCUUACCACAUCACAGACUCUGGACACUGUACCGCUCACCCCAGAAAUACUGACACCAUCACCUUGCUUGAGGUCCUCCAAGAUGCUCUAGCAGUUUCUGAAGAUGUGAGGCUUGAACAUACAACAGCAUCAAUUCCUGAGGCAGCCGAUACAGCUCGGCAUGAGGCUGCAGCAAGACCCCAUCCAUCAGAGGAUUUUUCUUCCCCCAGAGUGUGCUUUGAUCAGACAAGGCAAAUAAGUAGAGGAAGUAUUGCAGGUGGUCUGAUGAAGGGAGCCCUGUCUGUGGCUGCAUCUGCCUACAAGGCUCUUUUUGUUGGUCAACAAGAGAAUCCUAUG
Staurois parvus is the source of this 2606-nucleotide messenger RNA. The record is from the annotation of a GenBank genome assembly. NCBI's taxonomy places the organism in Eukaryota, Metazoa, Chordata, Amphibia, Anura, Ranidae.